AUGCCGGGUGGCGUGUGUGCCGUCCUCGAUUACGAGGUCGACGUGAUGGCAGAAUACGUUAGUGAAAUGGCUGUGCGUGUUGUCACUCCUGAUGCUACAAUCACUUCGGGGUUUCGCAAGUUUGUCACCCAAAUCCUCACUUCAACACGACUUCCUAGCACCACGAUCCUGCUGGGCAUGAACUAUCUUGCCAAGCGGAUCAACGCUAUUAAAGGGCAGGGUCCUUACAAGGUGUCUGAAGGCCAAGUGUGGCGAUACUUGACUGUCUCGCUCCUCUUGGGCAGCAAGUUUCUUGAUGAUAACACGUUCCAGAAUCGAUCCUGGUCCGAAGUCAGUGGCAUUCCAGUGACGGAACUGAAUACUUUGGAGUUUGAGUGGGUCCAGGCCAUGGGCUGGAGACUCUACGUCAAUCUCGACCUCAGCAAGGAUUAUCAGGCUUGGCUAGACAACUGGCGCGAGUGGCAGCAGAUGAAGAAGCGACAGGCAGUCCAGGCAAACCGUGAACGACUUGCCUCUCUGGUACCUGCGAUCGACACCGAGCUUGCAAGAUAUAACAGCAGCCGCCAAUCGCCGCAUUCCCGCUAUGUGCAAGAACAGGCUGCCGAGUUCGAUCGUUAUCAGGCCAUCAAGGCCCAACAGCAGACGUAUCGCUCCCGCGAUGCUCCUUGGGCUCAUAACCCGUGGAAUGCCCCUUUGACGCCACCAGACUCUGGAUACGGCACUCCCGAGUAUGUUAUGUCUGCUACGUCUAGCAAUGCUCGCUAUAACGAGUGGUUCGCUCAGGCCGCCGCACAGUACAGCAGUCGGUACCCUCAACCGCCUGCCCACAGCUCCUUCUACCAGCAUCGCCAGACUCCAUAUAGCUCCCACUACUCCUAUAAUCACGGCGGGUGGGACCAUGGGAUUGGCGAAUGCAGCUGCCCUGGCUGUGUUGGUCCUAUGAAGCAAACUCCUUACUUUGUGUCUCACGGAUAUGGCCAACAGGUGGUGGGCUGA
This is a messenger RNA of Metarhizium brunneum ARSEF 3297, 996 nucleotides long. RefSeq names its product Meiotically up-regulated 80 protein. Gene Ontology annotation, cellular component: cyclin-dependent protein kinase holoenzyme complex; nucleus. The record is from RefSeq and is a predicted model, not a curated record. NCBI's taxonomy places the organism in Eukaryota, Fungi, Ascomycota, Sordariomycetes, Hypocreales, Clavicipitaceae. Gene Ontology annotation, biological process: regulation of cyclin-dependent protein serine/threonine kinase activity. Gene Ontology annotation, molecular function: cyclin-dependent protein serine/threonine kinase regulator activity; protein kinase binding.